Molecule: messenger RNA, 1185 nt
Organism: Colletotrichum truncatum
Lineage: Eukaryota; Fungi; Ascomycota; Sordariomycetes; Glomerellales; Glomerellaceae
Product: epoxide hydrolase
Biological process (GO): epoxide metabolic process
Molecular function (GO): epoxide hydrolase activity
Source: RefSeq, a predicted model, not a curated record
AUGACGAAACUUGACAUCAAGCCCUUCAAGGUUGACAUACCAAAGCACGAGAUCGACCGUCUGAAAGCCAAGCUAAGCGACACCAGACUUCCAGGACGGAGCAUCGUGCCCAACGCUGGAGAUAAAUACGGCCCUACAUACGAAUGGGCUAGCCAUCUAUACGAGCAAUGGACAAAUGAAUACGACUGGUACGAAGUUCAGCGAGAAAUAAACGAGUUCCCACACUACACGGCCGACAUCGAAGACCUUCAGAUCCACUUCCUUCACGCUCGUGCUGAGAGAAAAGAUGCUAUACCUCUGUUGCUCGUCCACGGAUGGCCCGGAUCUUUCUGGGAGUUCAGCCAAGUAUGGCGGCCGCUGUCACACCCAGAAGACCCUGAGGCUCCGGCUUUCGAUGUUGUGGUACCUAGCAUGCCCGGGUUCUGUUGGAGCUCAUGGCCUCCAAGAGCGGGCUGGACGCUGCAAGAUAAUGCCCGAGUCUUUGACACCCUGAUGAAAGGACUCGGGUACGAUAAGUACAUGGUCCAGUGUGGUGAUUGGGGCCACUUUGUCGGGCGCGAGCUAGGCUCCAAAUACACUGAUUCGUGCAAACUGCUUCAUUGCAACUUCGCCCCGAGCCCGUUGCCCCCAAACGUCGAGUACACCGAAAGAGAAAAGGCAGUACAAGCCCGCGUUGAUGACUGGGUUGAGAACCAUAUUGGAUAUGCAGUUUGCAUGCGCACUCGCCUGAUGAAGUCCUCGGAUGUGAAGCCACACACCAUUGGUAUCGCUUUACACGACAACCCAAUGGGCAUAUUGAUGUGGGUCGGCGAGAAGUACAACGAGGCGGCAGACCCCCACAAGCAGAAGGAUCCGUUCUGGACCAAGGCGAUUCUGACGACAGCAACCUUGUACUAUCUAACGGGCUGCAUCAUGCCCUCUAUGCUGACCUAUUACGAAAACGUGCGUCACCACAAGUUUGCAGACUUUGCCAUGCAACCUGAAAACCGAAUCACCGUUCCAUUUGGCUACACUUCUUUCUUUUGGGAUACGGAACCGUCAUCCAAGAGAGCCGUUGAGCGGACUGGAAAUCUUGUGUUCUACAGAGAACGUGACAAUGGCGGGCACUUCGCCGCCCUCGAGCACCCAGCUGGUAUACGCCAAGACGUGAGGGACCUUGCGAAACAGCAAUGGACAUGGAAUUAA